AUGUCUGGUGAUCCCAACCUCCGUCGGGUGGAGCCACGGAAAACUCACUAUACCACAUUGGUGACUCCCCCUAGGUACAAGACAUUGGCAUUGCAAUGGCACCCAGACAAACAGGAGCCUGGAGCGAGCGAUCAAAUGUUCAAGCAGAGCACAGAGGCCUAUUCCAUUCUCUCUGAUGAUAUCUUUGGGGAAUUCUUUCACAUGCGAGGACGCGCGCCAUUCCCAUUUCAAAGAGCCGCCAGACCUCACCCUGUUUCGAAGCAGAUCAUCUGUGAUCUUACCACUGACGAAAAUGGGCGCUACUAUGUCCAGGUUCAUUGGUCGGAUGGCAGCAUCACAUACGAGCGCCUCUGA
Molecule: messenger RNA, 354 nt
Organism: Mitosporidium daphniae
Lineage: Eukaryota; Fungi; Microsporidia
Product: molecular chaperone
Exons: 3
Coding region: 1-354 (117 amino acids)
Source: RefSeq, a predicted model, not a curated record